UAUUCUAAAUGUUAAGUUAGUGAUGAAAUGCACAGGGGGAAACAUACCUUAUACAACCCUGGUAUAUGUUUCUUUGAAAAACAGCGCGCGCUGCACUUUGCCUCCUGAAAGGCGACGUCACAAAGGGCCCAAAGCGCGGUGGGCGGGGCCGCGCGGGAUGGCGAGUGCGCAUGCGCGCCGGGGGGAAAUCAGCAAUCAGUCAGUCAGAAGCAUCGAAGAAAAGAAACACAAGAGGAGCAGCGGCGGCAGCAGCAGGCAUGGCCGCAUACACGGAGAGCCCUCACACCGCCACGGCCCAGCACGCGCUGCUACAGACACGGGGGCCUUAAAAUCACACGCUUUUAUUUGAUUCAUUCCUCUUCUUUUUAACCUCUCUUUUUUGCGACCAAAAGCGAUUGGAUACAUUUAUUUAUUUUUUGUUAAAUAUUUUUUAUCAUGCUGGAUGCUGGAGAAUCUUUUUUUUUUUUCUUUUUCUUUAAAAAGCCAAACCAGAGUGAUGGGAAAAUAAACUAAAACUUACUAAAAAGGGAGACUUUUUAUUAUAUGAAAUAAAAGAAACUUAAUAAUAUAUUUUUAAAUAAUAAUAAUAAUAAUAAUAAUAAUAAUAAUAAUAAUAAUAUCAAGAGAAGGAGGCUAUACCGGAUAAGGAAGCGAAGGAGGAGAAACUUUUACGCACGUGAGGAACUUUUGACUUUUUGACGAGCAGAUAGAUGAUUUGUCCACGAGCUCUCGCGCACGAUGAACGCGCAGCUGUCGAUGGAGAGCCUGGGCGAUCUGCACGGCGCGAGCCAUGAGGCGGCGGCGGCGGUGGGCCACGCGCGCUCCGUGGCGGGCAUGGCGUCAAUCCUAGAGAGCGGCGACUAUCCUCAUCCUGCUCAUCCGCACCAUCCUCAUCCUCAUCAUCCGCACGCUCAUCCGCAUCCUCAUCAGCACCGCCCCCCAGAGCACGCGGGCCUCGCGGGCCACCUGCACGCGGCGAUGAGCGGCGCCAUGGCGUGCGAGGCGACUGCCGGUAUGGGCAUGAGCGGCACAUACACCACGCUCACGCCGCUGCAGCCUUUACCUCCCAUCUCCACUGUGUCCGACAAGUUUCCUCAUCAUCCUCAUCCUCACGCUCAUCCACACCAGAGGAUCGCGGGAAACGUCAGCGGGAGCUUCACGCUCAUGCGGGACGAGCGCGCGCUGGCCUCCGUCAACAACCUCUACGCGCCCUACCACAAGGACGUCGCGAGCAUGGGCGCCAUCCACGGCUCCCAGCACGCGCUGCCCCCGCCUCCGCCGCCGCCGCCUUACGCCCACGAGAAGAUGCUCGCGCCCGCCGGAUUCGACUCCCAUCACCCCGCCAUGCACGCGAGCAGCGUCACCUCGUCCACCUCGUCCUCGUCCUCGUCCUCGUCCUCCUCCCCGGCGACCGGCAUGAUGGUGCAAAUCAACGGCAUCCAUCACCACCACCACCACCACCAGCACCACCAUCACCCCCAUCACCCGCACGCGCACCUGAGCGCGCAGGGGCACCACCACCACCACCAUCACCACGCGCAGGGAGCUCUCGGAGCCGCGCGGGACCGGGAGCACGCGGCGCCCGUGGAGGAGGUGAACACCAAGGAGGUGGCGCAGAGGAUCACCACGGAGCUGAAGCGCUACAGCAUCCCGCAGGCCAUCUUCGCUCAGCGCGUGCUGUGCCGCUCGCAGGGAACGCUCUCCGACCUGCUGCGGAACCCCAAACCCUGGAGCAAGCUCAAGUCCGGCCGCGAGACCUUCCGCCGCAUGUGGAAGUGGCUGCAGGAGCCCGAGUUCCAGAGGAUGUCCGCGCUGCGCCUCGCAGGUCAGUCACUCAUCGUGCAAAAGGAAGGAGCAGGAACACGGGAAAAACGAGCGCGGAAGCGUCUCGAAGAAACCGCGACUGGUUUUCACCGAUGUCCAGCGUCGGACUUUACAUGCAAUAUUCAAAGAGAACAAGCGUCCGUCCAAAGAGUUACAAAUCACCAUCUCUCAGCAGCUGGGCCUGGAGCUCGCCACCGUCAGCAACUUCUUCAUGAACGCUCGCCGGCGGAGUCUCGAUAAGUGGCUGGAUGACGGAGGCUCCAACUCGGCCAACUCAUCCUCCAACACUUGUACCAAAGCGUAACAGCUGCAGACUGACCCAAAACAAACCUUCGGUGGAAAAGCUUUAACCUAAAAAAAAAAAAAAAAAAAAAAAAAAAAAAAAAAACUAAGCCAGAGAAUU
Molecule: messenger RNA, 2227 nt
Organism: Ictalurus furcatus (blue catfish)
Lineage: Eukaryota; Metazoa; Chordata; Actinopteri; Siluriformes; Ictaluridae
Product: hepatocyte nuclear factor 6-like
Exons: 2
Coding region: 739-2064 (441 amino acids)
Biological process (GO): regulation of transcription by RNA polymerase II
Cellular component (GO): nucleus
Molecular function (GO): RNA polymerase II cis-regulatory region sequence-specific DNA binding; DNA-binding transcription factor activity, RNA polymerase II-specific
Source: RefSeq, a predicted model, not a curated record